Messenger RNA from Tachysurus fulvidraco (yellow catfish), 2012 nucleotides. Its product is annotated as tripartite motif-containing protein 16-like. The record is from RefSeq and is a predicted model, not a curated record. Lineage: Eukaryota; Metazoa; Chordata; Actinopteri; Siluriformes; Bagridae. Bases 37 to 1716 code for a protein of 559 amino acids. Gene Ontology annotation, molecular function: zinc ion binding; protein binding. The transcript has 6 exons.
CACACACACCAACCAACGUUGUGUCCAUGCAGGAAAAUGGCUGAUGCUAAUAUUUCAGUAGAUGAGUUGUCAGUAGAUGAGUUCCUCUGUCCAGUGUGUCUGGGUCUCCUGAAGCAUCCUGUAACGACGUCCUGUGGUCACAGUUACUGUAAGGAGUGUAUUAAUCACUUCUGGGAUGAUGAAAAUCAGAAGGGAGUCUACAGCUGUCCUCAGUGUAGAGAGACUUUCAUUCCAAGACCUGUUCUACGCAGGAACAACAUGCUGGCUGAAGUGGUGGAGAAACUGAAGAAGACUGAACUCCAAGCUGCUUCUGCUCACUGUUACGCUGGACCUGGAGAUGUGGAGUGUGAUUCCUGCACUGGGAGAAAACACAAAGCCGUCAAGUCCUGUCUGGUUUGUUUAGCCUCUUAUUGUGAAGAUCAUCUUAAACCUCACUAUCAGUCUCCUGCCUUUAAGAAGCACAAGUUAGUUGAAGCCUGUGCAGAGCUCCAAGAGAAGAUCUGCUCUGAACAUGACAAACUGAUGGAGAUCUACUGUCGUACUGACCAAAGCCUCAUCUGUUACUUGUGUACGAUGGAAGAACACAAAGGUCAUGAUACAGUUUCAGCUAAAACAGAAAGAGCUGUAAAACAAAAUCAGUUAAAAGAGGAACAGGUGAAAUUCCAGCAGAGCAUCCAGACGAAUCAGAAGAAGAUGGAGGAGCUGAAACAGACUGUGGACCUUAUUAAAAUGCGUUCACAGGCAGCAGUAGAUAGCAGUGAGAGGAUCUUUAAUGAGCUGAUCAGCUCCAUGGAGAAAAAGCGCUCGGAGGUGUCGGAGCUGAUCAGAGCUCAGGAGGAAGCUGACUUGAGUCGAGCUGAACGACUCCUGAAUCGACUGGAGCAGGAGAUUACUGAUCUUAAGAGGAGAGUCACUGAGAUGGAGCAGCUUUCACACACACACGAUGACAUCCACUUCCUCCAGAGUUUCCCGUCUCUCUGUGUUUCUCCUGGAUGUGACGACUCACCCAGCUUCACUGUCAAUCAACAUCUCACAUUCGAUAAAGUGAGGAAAUUUCUCUCGGAUCUGAAAAAACGAUUUGAGCAAAUCUGUGAGAAGGAAUUCAACAAAAUCAGACCACAAGCUGCAGCAUUUGAGAUGAUUACACUGUCAGAACCAAAGUCCAGAGAAGAUUUUAUGCAGUAUUUCUGUCCUCUGACAAUGGAUCCCAACACGGCACAUCAGCAACUCCUCCUUUCUGAGCAGAACACCGCGGUGUCAUUUAGUACCACACGACAGGGAUACCCUGAUCAUCCAGACAGAUUUCACUCCAGGCCUCAAGUAUUGAGUAAGGAGAGUAUAUGUGGACGCUGUUACUGGGAGGUGGGCUGGUCCAGCGAUGUCGGUGUGUCUAUAUCGGUUUCUUAUAAAGACAUCAGUAGGAAAGGCGAGUUUAAUGAGUGUGCGUUUGGAUAUAAUAGUCAGUCCUGGAAUCUGGGCUGCUAUUUUCAUUCCUUUUAUUUUCAGCACAAUGAAAAAAAAAACGAGCUUCAGAGUCCAAUACCUUCUAAAAUAGGAGUGUAUGUAGAUCACGCCGCAGGACUUCUGUCCUUCUACAGAGUCUCUGACAAGAUGAGUCUUCUCCACAGGGUCCACACCACUUUCAAUAAGCCUCUUUACGCCGGGUUUAAUGUCGUUCACGAUGACUCCAUUAUAAGGUUGUAUGGUCCAAAAUGAAAUGUGAAUGUUUGCAGAGAGAAACUGCUUCGUGUUGCUGGAUCUUGGUGCAGCUCUUAACACCACAGACACUAAAUCACAGUAAUGAUCCAGACAGUUUAUGCUGGAACAAGUCUCUCUUUCUGCAACGUGUCUUUAUUGAUCGUUCUCCUUUUGGUAAAGUGUUGACUACUCUGUGUAUACAAAUAUAAUUUAUGAUUAUACAAAUAAAAAUGACAUUAAAAUCAAAUAAAUUUUUCACAUUCUGUAUUAAAGAAUCCUGUGUAAGAAAUAAAAAAAUGUGGUAGUGAAAAUAA